Thyridium curvatum is the source of this 999-nucleotide messenger RNA. RefSeq lists its product as uncharacterized. NCBI's taxonomy places the organism in Eukaryota, Fungi, Ascomycota, Sordariomycetes, Thyridiales, Thyridiaceae. The record is from RefSeq and is a predicted model, not a curated record. Gene Ontology annotation, molecular function: catechol 1,2-dioxygenase activity; ferric iron binding. Gene Ontology annotation, biological process: catechol-containing compound metabolic process. The transcript has 2 exons. The coding region runs from base 1 to 999 and encodes 332 amino acids.
AUGGCUUCCGGCGGAAACGGCGCGGCCUCGGUCCCCGAGCUGCUGGACCUGACCAUCGACAACAUCACGCCCAACACGGUGCGCAUCAACUCGCAGGCCAAGGACGCGCGCCUGCGGUACCUGAUGGAGCGCCUCGUCGUGCACCUGCACGACUUUGCGCGCGAGACGCGCCUCAGCAGCGACGAGUGGAUGACGGGCCUCAUGUUCCUCAUCGCCACGGGCCAGAUCUGCAGCGACGUGCGCAACGAGUUCAUCCUGCUGUCCGACAUCCUGGGCCUGUCGCUGCUCGUCGACAGCAUCAACCACCCCAAGCCGCCCGCGGGCACCGAGGGCUCCGUCCUGGGGCCCUUCCACACGCACGACGCGCCGACGCUGCCCAACGGCGCGUCCAUGACGUCGGACCCGGAGGGCGAGCCGCUGCUGGCCGUGUGCACGGUGCGGGACCCGCAGGGCCGGCCCGUGGCGGGCGUCAAGGUCGACAUCUGGGAGACGGACAGCUCGGGCCACUACGACGUGCAGCACUCGGACCGCGGCGAGCCGUCGGAGCGGUGCGUCAUGGUCACCGACGAGCAGGGCCGGUUCUGGUUCAAGGGCAUCAAGCCCGUCAGCUACCCCAUCCCGCACGACGGGCCCGUGGGCAAGCUGCUGGACCGCCUGGGCCGGCACUGCUGGCGCCCAGCGCACAUGCACUUUAUGUUUGAGAAGGAGGGCUGGGACCACCUCAUCACGGCGCUGUAUGUCCGAGGCGACCCGUACGAGACGUCCGACGCCGUCUUUGGCGUCAAGAAGAGCCUGGUCAUCGAUCUGGACAAGGUCGACAAGAAGACGGCCGAGGAGUACGGCGUCGACGAGGGCAUCCUGCUGCUCAAGCACGACUUUGUGCUGGUGACGCAGAAGGAGACGGAGGAGCUGAGGGAUCGGAACGCGGUCGAGGCGCUGAAGAAGCUGGGCCUCAACAUGAAGCUCGUCGACCAUCUUCCCGUGCCCGACCUCGACUGA